Messenger RNA from Impatiens glandulifera, 1017 nucleotides. RefSeq names its product pectinesterase-like. The transcript has 2 exons. Gene Ontology annotation, molecular function: pectinesterase inhibitor activity; pectinesterase activity. The coding region runs from base 1 to 1017 and encodes 338 amino acids. Gene Ontology annotation, biological process: cell wall modification. The record is from RefSeq and is a predicted model, not a curated record. NCBI's taxonomy places the organism in Eukaryota, Viridiplantae, Streptophyta, Magnoliopsida, Ericales, Balsaminaceae.
AUGUCACCAUGGCUGUUACUAUUCAUUUUUCUUACAGUGUGUUGGAAUGAUGCUGAAUUAUGUGGUGCAGACAGACACAUAGUAGUUGCAAAGGACGGUUCAGGGAAUUUUACAACGAUAGGAGAGGCUAUUGCUGCCGCUCCCAUCCAAAGCAAAGAUAUCAUUUCUAUUAUGAUAAGGGAGGGAGUCUACGAUGAGUAUAUUGUAAUUGGAAAAGAGAAGAUAAAUAUAAUGUUUAUUGGAGAUGGCAUGUACAAGACCAUUGUGUCUGGCAAUAGGAGCGUUCAUGAUGGUAUAGGAACCGACAAGACAGCGACAGUUGACAUUUUAGGAGAUGGCUUCAUUGCAAAGGAAAUGACGUUCCAAAAUACAGCUGGUCGAGAGAAAGAACAAGCGGUGGCACUCAAAAGUGACGCUCAAUCUGCCUUUUAUAAGUGCAGAUUCCUAGGAUUUCAGGACACCCUCUAUGCUAAAAGUAAAAGGCAAUUCUACAGGGAUUGCGAAAUUCAUGGGACGGUGGAUUUCAUUUUUGGAGAUGCUUCUGCAGUUUUUCAAAAGUGCCUUAUUUUUGCCCGAAAACCGCUAAAUGGGCAGAAUAUAAUAACUGCUCAAGGAAGGGAGAGUCCUGAAAGCAAAGGAGGAAUAAUACUGCACAACUGCACAAUAAAAGCAGCUGCUGACCUCAUUCCUUAUAAGUCAUCCACCAAGACAUACCUCGGGAGACCGUGGAAAACUUUAUACUCUCGAGUGGUUGUUAUGGAAAGUUAUAUAGAAGAUCUUAUUGACCCUAGGGGAUGGAUUGAGUGGAACAAAAACCUUACAAACCUAGAUAAGUUAUUUUACGCAGAAUACCAAAACCAAGGCCCAGGUGCUAACACUACUAAUCGUGUGAAAUGGCCAGGGUAUAAAGUGUUGAAAAUCCCUUCUGAAGUAUCACAGUUUACUGUGAAGAAUUUCAUCAAGGGGAAUGAAUGGAUACCCUGGACCGGUAUUCCAUUUAUUUCUGGUCUACUAUAA